AUCUAGUGUGCUUCACUGUGGGGGCGGAGCAUGCUUGGUUGGUAACGGAGAGAAAAAGCCGAGGCGACAGUCUGGGGACCUCCUCGCUCGUAUCUAGUCUGUGUUAGACCGCUUUUUCCGAAUGGCAACGACGGCAGAGGACCAGCGGGAACCGGCGGACGCCGCUGCGCUGCCGACGCACCACGGCUGCUACUACCACAACAGUAACAACAAUAACAACAACAACAAUAACAACAAAGACAGCGAGGCGGGAGAGAGCGCGACCUCUGCCACCGCCAGCUCGACUGAAUCCGGCGGAACGGCGUCGCAGAGCAUCGGUAACGGAUCAGUUAUCAACCCUAACGGGGGGAAUAAUGGGAAAUGGGUUCGCCUCAACGUCGGCGGCACGGUGUUCCUCACUACGCGGCAGACGCUCCUCAAGGAGCAAACUUCGUUCCUGUACCGGCUGUGCCAGCAGCAGGACCUGCACUCAGACACGGAUGAGACGGGAGCUUAUGUGAUUGACAGAGACCCCACCUACUUCGGCCCCAUCCUGAACUACUUGCGGCACGGCAAACUGGUCUACAACAAGGAGCUCGCUGAAGAAGGUGUCCUCGAGGAGGCUGAGUUUUACAACAUCACCCCGCUGAUUAAACUGAUUAAAGAGAGGAUCGUAGAGCGAGACUCCAAGGCGACACAGGUGCCCCCCAAGCACGUCUACCGAGUAUUGCAGUGUCAGGAGGAGGAGCUAACCCAGAUGGUCUCCACGAUGUCUGAUGGCUGGAAGUUUGAGCAGGUCAGCGUGCGCACCUGCAGAAAGCCCCGCACCGGACUGCUCUGGACUAUGGUGAACAUCGGCUCGUCGUACAGCUAUGGAACAGAGGACCAGGCUGAAUUUCUGUGCGUCGUAUCGAAGGAGCUGCACACGCCCGGAUCUGGACUGGGUACAGAGCAGAGCCACAAAACCAAGCCCGCAGAGAUGCAGGAGGAGGGAGCGGCGAAAGAUGAGGAGGAGGAGGAAGAGGGGGGGAGAGAUACCACACCAAAUGAGUGGCUUAGAGAAUGAGGGAGUCAUGUUUCUUUGUUCCAAAGAGAGGCCUGACUGGCUUUUUCAGAUCCACGGGUCCCGGAUGUAGAAGUCAUGGGAAUAUAUUUUUCCUAUGCUUCUGAUGUUCUGUACAUGGCAUGUGUGUGUUUUUUUUUUUUUGUCAGUGGACGGUCAUCACGAUACGUAGCAUUGUUACCACUUCAUUGACAAAAUGCUAGUUAGCAUUACCAAAUGUCCAAAACGUCUAAUAUCACUGUCAACUGGAGCAAUACAUUAAAAAAAAUUUUUAUUUGUAUUUUUUUUAUUUUAUUUUAUUUUUUUGUGAAACUAACUUAAUUUUCAAAAAUGCUCGUGUGUCGGCCUGUGCAAAUGUUAUAUUGCCAAGGGCAGUAGUGGAGCUUAGUAAAUCAUGACCAAAGAGCCAUAUUAAAUCUGGCUGAACCAAGGUGCUGAACCUUAAUAUGACAGAGGAGAAUUGGCCUCAUCUUGGUUGCCCUGUGAGGAACUGUCCCAUCUGUGCUGUGCAGCAUUAGAGUUCCUUAAUAUGUCCUAAUGACGCAGCUGUCCCACUGAUUUAAGCAAGCAUUCCCUAGUCUUUGACCACUGUUUCCCCUGUCGUCCUCUCAUUAAUUUCACAUUUGGUAUGAUGUUUCUUCAUGAAAAAUAAAUCACCUUAUUUGGGAAGAAAAACAACCACUUAGUGAGCCCACCAGCUGCUGGACUCCACAGAUCUUGAAGUCUAGACUGCAUAGAAAAGUGUUAUAAACUCGCUCGCAUCAGCCUUAUUUAGAGAUGACUUCAAGCAUACUCGAGGAACUACAUCUUCACAGGGUGUUUUUAAGCUCGCUAUGCUACUUAUUUGUUGCUCUCAGUGCAUACAGGAGUGUGUUUGCUUAGAUGUCAUAUGUUAGUAUAGCCACUUUUUGGGUUGGCCUGUGUAACUGAAGUAGGUCAAAAUAAUUUGCUUGUGAGGGCAAUGCUACACUCGCUGCACAUUACAAAGAUGCACACACCGCAGUGGUGAAAACACACUGCUCUACAUUUUUCCCCUGCCGACACACACACGCGCCCACACACCCACCUUGUUUUUGCAGAUGCAUACCUGCAUCACCUUGCACAGCAGCAGCAGCGUCGCCUCAGUCUGUCGCCAUGGCUGGGAUCCAGUUCCCGCUUUGGCCUCAGCUGACUUAGGGAUGUUGGUGGCAUCAGAAAAGGCUUAAAAAGGAGCCGAGGAGGAGUCAACAUAAAGAGGAGAGUCUGGUGUACUGGAGAUUUGUAAUAGUAAUGAUCACAUCCUGUUUUUGUUACAAUAAAGACCUCACAGUGGGCAGAUCUGCUGCAGUGCAGGUGUAUGACUGAAAGACAUUUCCAAAGAAAGCAGAAUGGGUGACACGUGACUUUUAACAACCUCUGCUGUUAACAUGCAAGAACUGCACCGCAGAUCAAGACUGUGGCCAAAUUUGAUCCAUUAAUUCACAUUUGCUUGGAGUUCUAGGGGGUCAUCUAGCAAAUACAUCUCGCUCAUCUCUUUGUUUAUUAAAAUUGAGGAGGCGUGCUUAAUGAAUGUUGUGGGUCAGAAAAAAAGGGGGGGGGGUAUAAUUAGUUAAAAAAAUAACAGUUUUUUUUCAAAGCAGGUAGAACCAAGAAUUUAGAGAGGUCUGCUAUAGUGUCCUAACUUAGAAGAAAACACUGUAGAACAGAUGCUAGCGUUAAAAUGCAGCUCAGCUUUGGCUCGCUUUAGAAUCACUUCUUGGAGGCAUAAAUAAGUACAGAUGUCGAGUAAAUGCUGUAAAUUAUUGGUCAGCUGCAGAUUUGCUGAUAUGUGGUACAAGAGGCCAGAGGGAGUGUUUUUGCCUGGGAGACCACAGCAGCCACGUUAAGCAUCGUCUGCCUGCAGCUUAAGUCUGACCUCCUGCUGUUUUAGCUCCUGCGUCACCCUGACUGACCAGCAACACACAGUCAAUAAGUGCGCAGGGGUCACAAAUUUGAGACAAUCGAGAAUUAAGAUCAAGUUCGGCAACUUUUUUUUUUUUUUUUUUUUUUACAUUUUGAUAAUUAAAUCAAUUUAAAAUUAAAAAUAAAUAGGCUGUAAAUACAACAUUAUGUAUGUGUGUGUGUGUGUGUGUGUAGGAUAAGUCUCGUCCAUUUAUGGCACUGAACAAAAACAUAUCCUCAACCUGCGGGAUCCUCCCAAUCCCUUAUUAGGAGGAUCAGCAGAACACAGUAAAUGUUAGAGUAGUUAACCUACAGUUACUGCAUAUAAUACUCAUAACAGUGAAAUUAGCAGAAUAAAGAAGACCAAAACAGACCAUUUUUGUUACUUCAGUUUUUUUUUUUUUUGGGUGGUUUUAACUCCUAUCAUUCAGUGCCUUGAGUUCAAGCAGCAAAACUGACAUGUCAACAUGAUCGUAGGUGAUAUUCUGUGCAUUUUUAAAUGUCUCUUUUUAAUACUUUACAGUAGAUAGUUUACAAUCUCACUGGGUUUUUUUUGUUUGUUUGUUUUUUGUAAAUUUCUUCCAGUGCAUUUGCUGAGGUGUUCCAGUAGAGAUAAAGAGUGUGCACACCAAACAGCUGCAUGUAUGAGGUGAAGCUGUUUUGUAUAAAAAGCACCACUUUUUUUUUUUAUAUAAUUGUUUUGUAAGUUUUAAUGUCUAAUUUAUUAUCACUUUCCUUUUGAAUGUUACACUGUAAGAAAAAUUUGGUGUUAACUUUUUUUUUUUUAAGUGGGGGGGGGUUCCUUUAGCUUUUUUCUACUUGAAGAUUCACAUUUAUGUUUGACUAGCCUGAUAUAUGAUAUGAUACUGUAUGAUCAGCAGGUUUACUGAAUAUGUAAGUUUUUAGUCUGUUUACCCCCCCCCCCCCCUUCGAAUCAACAUGUCAGUUUUAUAAACCUCCAUUUGCAUGUCCUGUUACAGUACCUUAUUUGGUUCGCUUGAUCCUCACUUUAUUUUUUAAGUUUCUACUCGGUAAAUAAUUUCUGCUGUACGAUUACUACGCGAUGUGUUAAAGUCUACGUAGCAGUGCUCUUUCAUUACUCUGUGCAAAAAAAAACAAACCCGUGUCCAACAAAUCGAGAUGAGGAAAACAUUUUUCUCUGAUGCUGGAGAUUCUUUCAUCUGCUGUCCAUAGAGCCUCAGUGUACUUUACUGUCUGUGAACGUAAAACAGAACAAUGUGACGCAUGAAUUGUAACAGCUCAGAUGAACCUGUACGGGCUUCAGGAAUAUCAGUGUUUUGGAUUAUUUCAAAACUGGACUUCACGAGGACCUGAACAUACAACAUCUUCAACAAAGUGACAGGAAGAUGAUUUUACUUUAGUUUAAAUUUUUUUUCUUUUUUUUUUAUUUAUUUAAUGUAAAUGAAUGUCACCAUUGUCAACAAAAAUAAAAAUAAUUUGG
Molecule: messenger RNA, 4424 nt
Organism: Archocentrus centrarchus (flier cichlid)
Lineage: Eukaryota; Metazoa; Chordata; Actinopteri; Cichliformes; Cichlidae
Gene: kctd17
Product: potassium channel tetramerization domain containing 17
Exons: 7
Coding region: 122-1045 (307 amino acids)
Biological process (GO): protein homooligomerization; proteasome-mediated ubiquitin-dependent protein catabolic process
Cellular component (GO): cytoplasm; Cul3-RING ubiquitin ligase complex
Molecular function (GO): cullin family protein binding
Source: RefSeq, a predicted model, not a curated record